CAACUAAAUCGAUCUGUUUAUCUUUGGCGCGUGCAUUGUGGAAGAAAUCGAAGCACAAAACGUUUAAACACUUAGGGCCUUUCAGGGGCCUUUCACUCAUCAAAGCAGCAAUAUUCCGCUUGCUUGGUGCUUGACUAUGGAAAUAUUGAGGUGACUUUUAAAUAAGCCAAAACUGAAAAUGAAUAAGUUAGAGGCUGUUCAGACCGAACGCGUUCUUGUCCUGAAAAGCUAGACUGGCGCAACGAAUGCAACAGAACGGCCCAUGACAACAACAAUGUCCCACAGCUGCUAACGUUCAUUUAACAGCAAUGAACUGGAACAAGGGGGGCUCGGGUGGCAAGCGAGGCUUUGGAUUUGGAGGGUUCUCCCUUUCUUCGAGUGGGAAGAAAGAGGAACCUCAACCAGCUCAGAAGGCCCACUCCGCAUUUGGAGCGUCGGGAUCAUCGGGUGGAUAUGGCAAGAAUCAGCAGCUUUCGUCAUUUUACAAAAUUGGAACAAAGCGCGCCAACUUCGACGAGGAAAACGCGUAUUUUGAGGAUGAUGAAGAGGAGUCUAGCAGUACAGAUCUGCCUUAUAUACCUGCUGAGAACUCUCCUACAAGGCAGCAGUUCAAGUCUGGCGGAGGAGGAGGCUCAGACAGUGAGGAUGACCCGCUUGAUGCAUUUAUGGCUGAGGUGGAGGACCAAGCAGCAAAGGACAUGAAGAAACUGGAGGAGAAGGAAAAAGAGAAAAAGUUGGCCAAGGGUAUACGGGAUGACAUUGAAGAGGAAGAUGACCAAGAAGCAUAUUUUCGGUACAUGGCAGAGAACCCAACAGCUGGGCUGACCCAAGAGGAAGAGGAGGAAGAAGUGGACUAUGACAGUGAUGGGAACCCCAUUGCUCCCACUUCCAAAAAGAUCAUCAUGCCCCUACCCCCCAUAGAUCACUCUGAGAUUGACUAUCCUCCCUUUGAGAAGAACUUUUAUAUAGAGCAUGAAGAACUCAGCAGCUUGACUGGUAUACAAGUGGUGGAACUGAGGCAGAAACUCAACCUGAAAGUAUCAGGUGCAGCCCCUCCUAAACCAGCCACCAGUUUUGCCCACUUUGGUUUUGAUGAGCAGCUUAUGCACCAGAUCCGUAAAUCAGAGUACACUCAACCCACACCCAUCCAGUGCCAGGGUGUUCCCAUAGCUUUGAGUGGCCGAGACAUGAUUGGCAUUGCCAAGACUGGCAGUGGAAAGACUGCAGCUUUCAUUUGGCCAAUACUGGUGCACAUCAUGGACCAGAAGGAGCUGGAGCAGGGAGAGGGACCCAUUGCUGUGAUUGUCUGCCCCACCAGAGAGCUCUGUCAACAGAUCCAUGCUGAGUGCAAGCGCUUUGGGAAGGUGUAUGGCCUACGCUCGGUGGCAGUCUAUGGAGGAGGCAGCAUGUGGGAACAAGCCAAAGCUCUACAAGAAGGAGCUGAAAUAGUUGUCUGCACCCCGGGUCGUCUAAUUGAUCACGUGAAGAAGAAGGCUACAUCUCUGCAGCGAGUGACCUACCUGAUAUUUGACGAGGCUGAUCGCAUGUUUGACAUGGGCUUUGAGUACCAAGUGAGGUCCAUUGCCAGCCACGUCAGACCUGAUAGACAGACUCUGCUAUUCAGUGCAACAUUUCGGAAGAAAAUCGAAAAGUUGGCACGGGAUAUUUUGGUCGACCCAAUCCGCGUUGUGCAGGGAGACAUAGGAGAGGCUAAUGAAGAUGUGACACAAAUCGUGGAGGUGUUGCCGGUUGGGCAGGAGAAGUGGGGUUGGCUGACACGCAGGCUGGUGGAGUUCACCUCAGCUGGCUCUGUGCUGAUUUUUGUCACUAAGAAGGCCAACUGUGAGGAGCUGGCUACAAAUUUGACUCAGGAAGGUUAUAGCCUGGGGCUGCUCCAUGGAGACAUGGAUCAGAGCGAGAGGAACAAGGUCAUUGCUGACUUCAAGAAAAAGAACCUGCCCGUAUUGGUAGCUACUGAUGUAGCUGCUCGUGGAUUGGAUAUUCCAUCUAUCCGUACAGUUGUAAACUACGAUGUAGCACGGGACAUCGACACACAUACACAUCGAAUUGGUAGAACAGGUCGUGCAGGAGAGAAGGGCGUUGCUUACACUCUGCUCACCAAUAAAGACACUUCAUUUGCUGGUGACCUGGUUCGCAAUCUAGAGGGGGCCAAUCAGAGUGUUUCAAAGGAGCUGAUGGAUCUGGCAAUGCAGAAUCCCUGGUUCAGGAAAUCACGCUUUAAAGCAGGGAAAGGGAAGAAGCUGAAUAUCGGAGGUGGAGGCCUGGGUUACAGAGAGAGACCUGGUCUUGGAUCUGAAACCACUGAGCGCGGUGGUAGUAGUGCUCUUGGUAACUAUGAAGCCUUCAAACCUCCCACUGGAGCCAUGGGAGAUCGCAUGUCUGCCCUAAAGCAAGCUUUUCAGGCUCAGUAUAAAAACCACUUUGUGGUAGCAUCUGGUGUUGCCCCCAAACUCACCACAAAGUCCAGCAGCUCCUCUGGGUGGACCAGUGCAGGGAGUCUGAGUUCUCUGCCCUCAGGAGCACCUGAAGGGCCUGACAGACCCCACCUGCCCUUCUCAUCAUCAUCAUCAUCCUCUUCCUCCUUUUCUUCCAUGAUGCCGCCUCCUGCCCUCAGCUCUGGCACUAAAAUGAGUGGCUUUAGUAGCGCAGGCUCCCUGAGCUCUAUAUCAGACUCUUACUCCAGCUCUUCCUCAAAAGAGGGCUCCCGUAGCGAUAGGAAUGCUGAUGAUAGGGGUCGCCAUGGAGAUCAUCAUUAUCGUCAUGGUGACAGGCACAGUGGGGGAGACCGGGAUCGCUACGGAGAAAGGGACCGUCAUGGAGACAAAGACCGCCGUAGUGACCGAGAUCGUCAUAGCGAUAGCCGAAACGGUGAAGGAAGUCACAAGGACAGAGAGGGAUGGUCAGAAAGAGAUGGGGGGGAGCGGUCAGGGACUCAUAAAGACAGCUUUGCUGUACCUGAUCCCCCCAAACGUAAGAAAAGCAGAUGGGACAAUUAAGGCCAAUUAAGUGUACAGGAUAGAAGCAGACAAGUGUUCUUUGAUAAGAAUACAUAGCUGAACCAGUCUCCCCAGCAGUGUCUUUACUUGUCAGCUUGUCUUUUUGUCUAUAUGUGAGGUGAAGCUGUAUUAAGGGUGCAUUGGGCACUCAGUCACAACGUCAUCCUUGUCAUUUAAUAAAUGCAUCUAAGGCAGGCUGCUUUAGAUAUGUCUGUGAAUUGACAAAAUAUAAUAGAAUGCAUUUUGAAACAACAGCCAACCAUUCAAGCAUUGUCUUAAAAUGUAGAUGUACCUGUUUAGUGGCACACCAGUGAUUUUUAUUUUGUACAUUUUUUUUUUUUUUUUUUAAUUUUUAUUAAUAGGAUGAGAAAAAUGUUUAACACUGUGUAACAAGAAAAUGCAGAUUUAGAUUUCAAAACUUCAGAAUUGCAGAUUUUAUUUGAUUGAUGUGUGCUCCAUUUCAUAAACUAUUUGUGAAUGAUCUAUUUUAUGAUUUCAACGUUAUCCAGUGUAUUUUAAAUGCAUCCUAUAACAUGUUUCAAACACCACCUGUUUUCUAAGUUCUUAAAGGAAUAUUCUGGGUUCAGUACAAGUUAAGCUCAGUCAACAACAUUUGUGGCAUAAUAUUGAUUGCCACAAAAGUUUACUUUGACUCAUCCCUCCUUUAAAAAAAAUAAAAUAAAAAAAAAAAGUUACAGUGAGGCACUUACAAUGGAAGUGAAUGUGGCCAAUUUUUGAAGGCUAAAAUACUAUUUCAAAAAUUUAGUCACAAGACAGACAAUAUGCGUGUAAACAUGAUUUUAGUCUGCUAAAAUCACUUACUAAUCUUUUCGGUGUAAAGUUAUAACCAAUUUUACAACUUAGUUACUAUGAUGAUGUAAACAAAUCCUAAAAUGAAGAUUUAAACAACUUUACAGCUCAAAUAAUACAUGAGUUUUAUCAGAAGAAUUAAUGUAAGUGCUUUUAUGAAAUUAUAAGUUUCACGUUUCUGCCUUGAAACCCUCUAAAAAUUGGCCACAUUCACUUCCAUUGUAAGUGCCUCACUUUAACCUCGAUUUUGGCUUCUUUUUUUAAAGAAAAGGGACUAGUCGAAAUAGAUUUUUGUGGUAAUCAACAUUGUUACAAAUGCUAUCAAUUGAGCGUAACUUGUAUUGAACCCGGAACAUUCCUUAAAUGUCCAGCAGCGAGCUUGUCCGAUUUUUAUUUUGUUCAUACCCUUUUUAUAUUUUCAAUUCAAACAUUUACCAGUAGGUUGACAUUGUUCAGUAUAAGCUUUCAUCAACUGUCUGUCAUAAAAGAUGCAAACUAUCCAUUAUUUGGGAUUUAUAUCUUUCUGUGUUGCCUUAUAUGUAAAAUUACAUUAAGCGUAGAUCCACACACAUUCUGAUCACAGUAAGAAUUUGAAUGCGGUGAGAACAUAUCCAUGAGUCUGCAAUAAAAUCAAUGUAAUAUGC
Myxocyprinus asiaticus (Chinese sucker) is the source of this 4471-nucleotide messenger RNA. RefSeq names its product ATP-dependent RNA helicase DDX42-like. The transcript has 18 exons. NCBI's taxonomy places the organism in Eukaryota, Metazoa, Chordata, Actinopteri, Cypriniformes, Catostomidae. The coding region runs from base 309 to 3017 and encodes 902 amino acids. The record is from RefSeq and is a predicted model, not a curated record. Gene Ontology annotation, molecular function: RNA helicase activity; ATP binding; nucleic acid binding.